Hirsutella rhossiliensis is the source of this 3861-nucleotide messenger RNA. RefSeq names its product PIF1-like helicase domain-containing protein. Bases 1 to 3861 code for a protein of 1286 amino acids. Gene Ontology annotation, biological process: telomere maintenance; DNA repair. Gene Ontology annotation, molecular function: DNA helicase activity. The record is from RefSeq and is a predicted model, not a curated record. Lineage: Eukaryota; Fungi; Ascomycota; Sordariomycetes; Hypocreales; Ophiocordycipitaceae. The transcript is spliced from 12 exons.
AUGUUCCCUGACGAGCUCAAGGGACUCACGCUGGUCGAAGAGAAGCUCGUCUCGCUCAACUCCUGCUAUGGGCACGUCAAGGGCCACAUCACAGUGUUUCCCAACAACGUGCAGGAGCUGGCGACCAAGGUGCUCCCGCACCCCCUUUUGCAAGCACUGGACGAGAUCCACGUUUCGUGGCAGGGCGUGGAGAAGCCGGCACCGAGCGACCUGUCGAGUCUCUUGUCGGUGAGGAGGCGGGUCGUCGAGAGGGCUCUUGUUUGGCUGAAGAGGAACAACCCCCACUACGCCGAGAUCGAGAUCGACGUGGCGGAGAUGGAGAGUUGGGGAGACCCGAUAGACGGGGUGCCGGCCUUGGUGUAUGAUCGCAUGGAGCGGAACGAGCCGUCCGCAUGGGAGAAAACGCGGACGGCGCACGUUGUGCCGCCCACGGAGCGCGCCAUGGACGACGAGGGGUCGGUGGAGAUCGAGGAACUCUUCGCUCUGCUCACGCAAAGGCAGGAAACGGGAGGCGAGGCUGAAGGGCACGGGCCCAACGAAGAAGGCGCGGGUCGUGAUGGAGUUGGUGCUAGCCCCGAUCAGAACGUUCGACCAAUCAACGAGGUGACGUCUUCCGGCAUGUUUGGGCUGGACGGACCGCCAGACGUGGCGGAUGUCGAGAAGCUGCGGUUUGCCUGUGACGCUGUUGGCGCAGGUGCCGACGACGGCCGCGCGGGCCCGGAACGUGGGUCGGAUCCUCGGUGGGGGGGGCUCGAGGGCGUGGCGACGAUGGCAUCGCUCAUCGUUGGCUACGGCGUUCCGGCCAUCUGGUUCACCAUCAACCCAAACGACAUUACGAACCCGGUGAAGCUGCGACUGGCGGCAUAUCGGACACGCGAUCCCGGCGCGGCCGAGGAGUUCCUAGAAGGCCUUGGGAGUGCGUACACGCGGACAAGGCUGGCCAUGUCCGAUCCGAUGAGCGCCGCCGUAUUCUUCCACCGGGAGAUGAAGCUGUUCUUCGAUCAUUACGUGAAGGUCGGAGAAGACUCGAUGCUUGCCGACAUCCACGGGGAGGAUCAGGCGGCGAAUCGCGAGCGAAUCAUACGAUACGUCGAUAGUGUCUUCUCCGAGGAUCUGGAUCAGGAAGGGUUCUGCGCCGUGCAAGCGGAGCGAUCUGUGACGUCCGAUAUUUCCUCCCUGCUGGACAACACCGAGCAGUUUUCGGCCGCAUUUGACGAGGAGGCCAACUUCUGUGCCGGCGCUACACAGGUUCACACGCAUAGCCCGACCUGUGUCAAGUAUUCCUUGGGCAAAGGAGCGCGGAAAGGGAAUCUAUGCCGACGGGGUGUUGCAGAUCGGAGGACUCACAGCAUGGUCAAUCGAUGGAACAAGGCUAUCGCUGUUGGGCUCCGGCACAACCACGACAUUUCCUUCAUUGCGACGCAGCGCAAGACCAUGGCCCUUAUGUAUUAUGUCACGAACUACGCGACGAAGGUGGAGGACCCGGUGUGGAAGCGUGUGGCGGCCGCGGCCGAUCUCCUGGCCGCCUCAACGGGUGAUGGCACGGCCAACGGAGGACAGGACGACGGUGGAGGUGCUGUUGGCGAUGACGCCGCCAAGGGGAACAGGACGCGACAGUUCUUGAUGAGGGUGGCGAAUCGUGUGUUCACGGAGCGUCCGCUGUCUCAGGUCGAGGUCAUUGCUCAUCUUCUGGGAUAUCCGGCCGAGUUCACCAACAGCAGCGCCUGGGCGUACCUGAACACAUCUCUGCUGUACUGGGAAGUCUUUCGAAGGUGGCCGUAUCUCCGACGAGCAAAUGGCGCGGCGGCCAUAGAUGAUGCUCUGAAUGAGUCGGUGCUCAGGCGGCCGGGCAAGCAUGCUACCGUCUGCCUCGAUGGCUACCUGAGCAAGGACUUCGGCCACAACGACGACGAGGAGUCGUGCCACCGGAGGGCAGCCGUGCAGCAUCUUGCGCUAUUUGUGCCGUGGGAGUCCUUUCUGUGCGAAGAAACAGGUGAGAUCAAUGGCAUCUGGGAGCGGGCGCGAGAGGCGCUGGCCCCGAGAAUAUCAUGUCUCGUCGACAACGUGCAGCUGCUUCGACGAUCAGCCGAAGACGCAAAGCGCGACGCCAAGCAAUGGGCGGCCUCAUCCGGCGAUGGCGAUUCCACGGUCGCCCACGUCGAGGAGGGCGAGACAGGCGAGGCGGGCGCAGAAUUUGCAGCGACAUAUCGGUCCAACAACAUCGGAGACGCAACGCGCCUGAUCGACGUCGUCCGAGGCGCAGUGGGCACGAAUCAGGUGACGGCCAAGUCGCCGGAGCUCAUGGCAAUGAUGCGGCAGCUCUGUCGAUUCCAGCAAUCGGCGCUCUGCUCAACGGCCGAGCUCGAGGCCAUCGCGAUUCCCGAACAAGGGUUGAGGUGCAUAAGCAUGCCAGGGCGGGUAUUUUCCGGGGCCGCACUACCGCCGCAGGAUCAGGUCAAGGCUAUCAAGUCGCAGCAGAUAAUCGAUCGCUUUCCUAAUAAUAUGCCGCCAGCUCGAUUUGAUGCGACAAACGACGGGGGCGAUGCCGGCCAGCUCUGCCAGUUCGUCGGCGGCGAGGGGGGCACCGGCAAGUCGCGGAUCAUUGGGGCACUCGUCGAGCUGUUCACCAAGGACCUUGACGGGGUGCGGCUGACAAAACGGGCGGAGCGGUUCAUCCACGGCCAGUCUCGGAUGGACUGGCAGGAGAAGGACGUGCUUGUCAUCGACGAGGUGAGCAUGCUCGGAGCGCGGACGCUGCACGCCAUAAACGAGCGACUCUGUCGGCUUCGCGGAUCGCAGAAAGAUUUCGGGGGGAUCCCCAUCGUCCUCUUCUGCGGAGACUUUCAGCAGUUCCGGCCGGUCCAAGAGAGGUCGAUCGUCCCGCCGAGCGCGGCCAUCUCGUGGGACGUAGACAACUCGUUCAAGGCCGAGCAGCGGCACCAGCACGACAAAGCGCACGCGCUGUGGAAGAGAUUCACGACGGUCGUCAUGUUGAACGAGCAAAUGCGCGCCGCCGGGGAUCCGGAAUUGCAGGGGCUACUGAAGCGGAUCCGGCAGGGUGUGCAGGACCGCACGGAUCUGGACCUCCUCAACUCAAGGUGCUACCGCGAGGGCAGGCGGAUCCCUUGGGAGACUGGCAUCACCGUGGUGACGCCGCUGAACAGGAAUCGGUGGAACCUAAACAUGGAGGCAAGCUUGGCGUUCCGGGUCCAGCAGCGGUCGACGAUGCGCAUCUUCAUCUCCGAGCACAAGUGGAAGGAGGGCCUGCCGACCGAGGAAGAAGCGAUCAUGAUACUCAAUCAAGGCGACGAUAGCGCGAUCCCCGUGCCGGCCGUCUUCAUGUUCGUGGCCGGGAUGCCGGUCGUCGUGAACCACAACACCCAUCAGGGGCUGAAGCUGGUGAACGGCGCCGGCUACUCGGCGGUGGAGGUCAUUGUCGACAAGGCGUCCCCGGGGCAUCGAAUCUCGUCCGACAUGACGAUCCACUUCGGGCCGCCGGCGGGGAUAUUACUGGAAUCGGCGACGACAAAGGACCUCCACUUCAACGACGUCAGCCGGAAGGGAUUGCCGUGCGCAGCAGCCUUCGCCUGCACGGACUACAAGGUGCAGGGCAGAACGCUAGAGCGCGUGGCCCUGGAGCUGCGGGGGACACGGACGACGAAAGUCGAUGGAAGGGCCGUGCCCUCGCAAUGCGACCCGUACAGCUUAUAUGUGCAGCUAUCGCGCUGUCGAACGCUAGACGGCAUCACGCUCGUGUCCAAGGCCAGGCUGGAGGUGCUAAGCGAGAGGACUGUCGAGGAAGCUUUGCGUCGGUCGGAUGGCGACGCUGAAGAGUCAAGGAGAGUUGUCAGGGUGAGGUGA